UUAUUUAAAAAUAAGAUUUCGUCAAUAAUCAAGUUUUUUUGUUGUUUGUUUUAAGGGGGUUUCCCGAUUUUAGCAAGAAAUUGGGACGGUUUUUUUAGAUUAUUUAGAUAAUCUUAUGAUAUUUUGAUAAAAAAUUGAACAUCAAAUCACAGUUCACAUGCCGUAAAGUAUGGACACUUCAGAGAAACAAAACCGUCUUUUAGUUGAUUUGCAUGUGAAAUACAUUCAAUCUCUUGACACGAAAAAAGAUGACUUGGAAUACUGGUUAACGGAACAUUUGCGUUUAAGCGGUGUUUAUUGGGGUUUAACAGCCUUGGACUUGUUAAAUAGCAUUGACGCACUCAAAAAAGAAGACGUGGUGAAGUAUGUGGUUUCUUGUCAGCAUGAUAAUGGUGGAUUUGGUGGACAUAUUGGUCACGAUCCACAUUUAACAUAUACGCUCUAUGCAGUGCAAAUUUUGGUCAUUGAAGAUGCAUUAGAUGCUGUAAAUGUGGAUAAAAUUGUUGAAUAUGUUGCAUCCUGUCAAGAUCGUGAUACGGGAGCUUUUACGGGAGAUGAAUGGGGAGAGAUUGAUACUCGAUUUUCCUAUUGUGCACUAUCUUGUCUUUCCCUUUUGAAACGUUUAGACGCUAUAAAUGUUCCAAAAGCUGUUGAAUUCAUUAUGCUUUGCAAAAAUUUUGAUGGAGGAUUUGGUGUUUCACCUGGAGCAGAAUCACAUGCAGGUCAAAUUUUUUGUUGUGUUGGCGCUCUUGCUAUUGUUAAUUCAUUGCAUCUGGUUGAUGCAGAUUUACUUGGAUGGUGGCUUUGUGAACGACAAUUAAAAAAUGGUGGAUUAAAUGGACGACCAGAGAAACUUGAAGAUGUAUGUUAUUCCUGGUGGGUUCUUUCUGCGCUUAGUAUCUUGGGCAGGCUACAUUGGAUAAAUAAAGAAAAAUUGAUUGAAUUUGUGUUGGUUGCUCAGGAUUCCGAGGGUGGAGGUAUAGCUGAUAGACCAGGGGACAUGGCAGAUGUAUUUCACACUUUAUUCGGAAUUGCAGGUUUGUCAUUGUUGGGGUAUCCCGAUUUGAAACCUGUUGAUCCAGUUUAUUGUUUGCCAAAACAUGUUGUCCAAAGAAUCGGACUAGCAGAAAGAUAUCAUGUAUAAAGAAUUUUAAUGAUAUUUAUUAUGAAAUGUUAUAGUUCAUUAUUAUAAAUGUAUAUAAUGUAGUUCAUUAUCAAUUACUUUUUUAAUAACCUUUACAUAUAAAAUAUUAUUUGAAGCAAAUGCAUUUUACUUAAAUGAUGAAAUUGCAAACCAGGGUAAGAUUAUUUAAUGCUACUUUUAGUAUACAGUACAAUUGUGCCUUUCACUGUAAAAUAUUAAAAUCAUUGGUAUCAAAUACGUUUGUUAAUAUUUAAAAAAAGAACCAAUGCGAUUUAAGUUCCAUUAAUUUUCCCAACGAUUUGUUUCGUCAUCGGUCAAAUGAUUAAAAGACAUUUCAAUAGUCGUAUUUUUGCAGU
This is a messenger RNA of Rhizophagus irregularis DAOM 181602=DAOM 197198, 1500 nucleotides long. Lineage: Eukaryota; Fungi; Glomeromycota; Glomeromycetes; Glomerales; Glomeraceae. The record is from RefSeq and is a predicted model, not a curated record.